Molecule: messenger RNA, 2952 nt
Organism: Alligator mississippiensis (American alligator)
Lineage: Eukaryota; Metazoa; Chordata; Crocodylia; Alligatoridae
Gene: YTHDF3
Product: YTH N6-methyladenosine RNA binding protein F3
Exons: 5
Coding region: 239-1990 (583 amino acids)
Biological process (GO): mRNA destabilization
Cellular component (GO): cytoplasm
Molecular function (GO): N6-methyladenosine-containing RNA reader activity; mRNA binding
Source: RefSeq, a predicted model, not a curated record
CGCCGGCGGAGGGGGAGCGGAAGGUCAGGGCGCCGCGGAGCGGAAGUGGGAGCCGGAGACCGUCCGCCAUUGUGGGGAAGCGGAGCCCAGCGCGGGGGGCGAGAAGCAGAGGCGCGUCCGGCCGGCCGGCUGCUUCCAGCGGCGUCCCGAGCGGCGGCGGCGACAAUCAGGCAGCGGCGGGCGGCAGCACUCGGGGCGGGGCGGAGUGGAGCGAGGGGAUCGCGGCUCCCCGUGAAGAAUGUCAGCCACCAGCGUCGACCAGAGACCUAAAGGACAGGGAAAUAAAGUUUCAGUACAAAACGGUUCGAUUCAUCAAAAGGAUGCAGUAAAUGAUGAUGAUUUUGAGCCAUAUCUAAGUAGCCAGACAAAUCAGAGUAACAGCUAUCCACCAAUGUCAGACCCAUACAUGCCUAGUUAUUAUGCUCCAUCCAUUGGAUUUCCAUACUCUCUAGGUGAAGCAGCAUGGUCCACUGCAGGAGACCCUCCAAUGCCGUAUUUGACAACCUAUGGACAGAUGAGCAAUGGUGAACACCAUUACAUACCUGAUGGUGUGUUUAGUCAACCUGGGGCAUUAGGAAAUACCCCUCCAUUCCUUGGUCAGCAUGGAUUUAAUUUUUUUCCUGGGAAUGCAGAUUUCUCUACAUGGGGGACAAGUGGAUCUCAGGGACAAUCAACACAAAGCUCUGCUUAUAGCAGCAGCUAUGGCUACCCUCCCAGCUCUCUUGGUAGAGCCAUAGCAGAUGGACAGGCUGGAUUUGGCAAUGAUACUUUGAGCAAGGUGCCUGGGAUUAACAGCAUUGAGCAAGGCAUGACUGGACUGAAAAUUGGUGGGGAUAUGACAGCUGCUGUGACAAAAACUGUAGGUUCAGCUCUGAGCAGUACAGGUAUGACCAGCAUUGCAGCAAAUAGCGUGCCCCCAGUUAGCAGUUCAGCACCUAAACCAACCUCAUGGGCUGCCAUUGCUAGGAAGCCUGCUAAACCUCAGCCGAAACUCAAGCCUAAAGGUAAUGUGGGAAUUGGAGGCCCUGCUGUGCCACCCCCACCUAUAAAACACAACAUGAAUAUUGGAACUUGGGAUGACAAGGGGUCAGUGGUGAAAGCACCCCCUACCCAACCAGUACUGCCUCCUCAGACUAUUAUCCAGCAGCCUCAGCCAUUAAUUCAACCACCACCAUUGGUGCAAAGCCAACUGCCUCAACAGCAGCCUCAGCCACAGCAACCACAGCAGCAACAAGGACCUCAGCAGCAGGCCCAGCCUCAUCAGUUGCAGCAGCAACAGCUGCAGAACCGCUGGGUGGCUCCUCGUAAUAGGGGUGUGGGCUUCAGCCAGAACAAUGGAGCUGGCAGUGAGAACUUUGGUUUAGGUGUUGUACCUGUCAGCUCUUCACCUUCUGGUGUAGAGGUGCAUCCAGUGCUGGAGAAACUAAAGGCCAUAAACAACUAUAAUCCCAAAGACUUCGAUUGGAAUCUGAAGAAUGGACGUGUGUUUAUAAUCAAAAGCUAUUCAGAGGAUGAUAUACACCGCUCCAUUAAGUACUCUAUCUGGUGUAGUACUGAACAUGGUAAUAAACGUUUGGAUGCUGCUUACCGUUCCCUGAAUGGAAAAGGUCCACUCUAUUUACUCUUCAGUGUGAAUGGUAGUGGACAUUUUUGUGGAGUGGCUGAGAUGAAGUCUGUUGUGGACUACAAUGCAUAUGCUGGAGUCUGGUCUCAGGAUAAGUGGAAGGGGAAGUUUGAUGUUAAGUGGAUCUUUGUCAAAGACGUUCCUAAUAACCAGCUGCGGCACAUUCGUUUGGAAAACAAUGACAACAAACCAGUUACCAAUUCGAGGGACACUCAAGAGGUACCCCUAGAAAAAGCUAAGCAAGUGCUUAAAAUAAUUGCUACUUUCAAGCAUACCACCUCAAUCUUUGAUGACUUUGCACAUUAUGAAAAGCGUCAAGAGGAGGAGGAAGCCAUGCGUAGGGAGAGAAAUAGAAACAAACAAUAACUGUACGGAGAUGUCCUGCUAGAAUUACAACACUAAUGAUGUAGACUCUGGAAAUGCCUAAUAUGUCUAAGAAGACGUUAUUAAAGCUUUUUUUCUGCUUAAGGUGACAUCUUUGAACACUUUAACACAAAAUUGACUCUUCUUGUAAUGGUUCUCAUCAGUGCAUCUGCCCUUAUACUCUCUCACCAAACACACUUGAGAACUGUAACUUCGUCAAGCACUUUCUGUCCUGAAGCUUUUACCAGUAUCUGCUGUCUUUUGUAUUUAUGCAUCCUAGCUAAGGCACAGGAGACGGAACGAAUGCAAGGAUUCAUUAACUCUUUGAAUUUGUUAAAUACUAACAAUUAACCAUUAGAAGUGGUUCAAUGAUGUGAGAUUCACAUUGCUUCAACUUAUUUUUUCUUUGUUGUAGGUUUUUCUUUUUUUUUUUUUUUAAUUGUCAGUUUUUAGCUAUUCAACAGAUUAAAAGCAAAAUCAUGCCAUAUUUAGUCCUGGAGUAAAACUCAAGUCUAAAUGUUCAUGUGAAAAUUAUUGUAGUAAACUUUUAAUAUGGCAAAGCAACUUUAAGCUGCAGUUUAGCCAAAUGAAACGUAACAUGAAAUUAUAUUAGAAUGACAUUUCCCUUGUUUCAAACUGUUUGGUGUAAGAGAAUAUUAAUAUGCAGCUUGGUGGAAAACACCAGCUAAUGCACAUUUCUUUAUUUUUUCUGUAACAUGUAUACCGAAAAAAGUGCAUUUGUCUGAGGAACUGUUUGUUUGCUACCACUCAAUGAAUCUCAGUUUUGAGUAAAUGUACCUCAGUCUAAAUCAGACUUUUUAUGACCUUUAUAACUACAUUUAAAAUAAUCUUUAAUUCCUAUUUCUGGGUGUUUGCAAGCCUGACAGAUUGCUAUCAUGGAAGUGAAAAUUUACUCCUCUAGGUGAUUCACUAGCUAAAUAAACCUAAUUCUUGUUUAGCAAGCA